AUGACCAACGCAGUCACCCCUAGGCGCAGGAACCAGGGCUGGCUGGGAGUGUGCAUCUCCAUCGACCGCACGCGGGAUGGGACCAAGGCCUGGCGCCUGCUGAGGUGCCUGCUGACGGUGCCACGGGCCUUCAACCAGGUGCUGUCCCUGGCUCACCUCUCCAUCGGGGCUGCGGAACUGGCUGAACAGCUGGCUGACCAGUUUGCUGCCAGGGACGUAGCCCAGCUACCUGCUGCACCACCACCUGCUGCCCUCCCUUGCCCGUCCUCCUGCCACCAUCCCGGUUGGGUGUCUGUGCAGGUGCGGGAGCUGUGCGUACAGCCCAUCGGGAUGCACGAGCUGGUGGCGGCCCUCGACGGGGCCAAGCGGCGAAGUGCUCCAGGGGUCGACGGCAUCACCUUCCAGAUGCUUCGCAACCUGGAUGGAGCUGGCCGACAACGGCUCCUGGAGUACUACAACAACGUCUGGUGCACCAGAGUCCUUCCCGAAUCCUGGCGGACUGCAGUCGUGGCGCCAAUCCUGAAGCCCCGGAGGAAGACCACGGCUCUCUCCUCUUACAGGCCUGUCUCCCUCACCUCUGCACCAUGCAAAGUGAUGGAGAAGAUGGCCCUGGAGAGACUCGAGUGGAUAGCCGACCAUCUGGGCUUCUUCCCGGAGCAGCAGACGGGCUUCGGGCGACACCGGUGCACGGCAGACUCCAUCUCAGACGUCGUCGCUACCCUCGAGGACGCCAGUAGCUGCGGGGACGUGGUCAUGCUGCUGCUGCUGGAUGUGGAGAGCGCAUUCGACGGACUCCCACACGUGGUCGUCGAGGCGGCCCUGGACCAGCUUGGCAUCAACGGGAGCCUCCGAGGUUUUGUGACCGCCUUCCUGUCCGGGAGGACCUUUCGCGUCCGUGUUGGACGGGAGACCAGCCAACCCAGGGACAUCACUGCUGGUGUCCCACAGGGAUCCGUGCUGAGCCCCUUCCUGUUCAACAUGGCGCUGGCAGGACUUCCAGCCUCCCUCCCGACAGACACAAGGUUCCCGGCCCACUGCUCCGUCUACGCAGACGACGUGGCGCUCUGGGUCCGGGGGCCACGGCGGUCCAUUCCAGCCAUCAGGAGAUCACUGCAGACGUCCCUGGAAGCAGUGAUCGCCUACCUCGGAGGCAUCGGGCUCAAGGUCUCUGCCACCAAGACCGAGGCCCUGCUGAUCCACCCGCUGGCAGCGGCACGACGCUACGUGAAACAGCUACGGGUUGGCAACCGUCGCCUGCCAUGGAGGUUGACGGUGAAGUACCUGGGGCUCACCAUCGACCACCGGCUCACGUGGAUCCCGGCUGCCAAGGCUACUGCUGCCAGGGUGCGGCGCGUCCAGGGCGCCAUCAGCAGGCUUCAGCAGCGUGGCCGUGGCUGCUCCACCAGGUGGGCCCUGCGGCUCAACCAGGCAGCGGCGUCCUCGGUCCUCCUGUACGCCUUCCCACUGGUGGCCCUGACAUCGGCCAGGAGACGACAGCUGGAGGGACUCCACAGGGGAGCGGUGAGGUCCAUCCUGGGGCUCCCCAAGUGCUCCCCGGUGGCAGCAACUCUUGCGGAGGCGGGCGAGUGGCCCCUGUCGCUACGCAUGCUGCAGCGUGCGUUGGGACACAUCGACCGCCUCCACCGCGCCGCUGAUGGAAGGGCCCUCCUGGAGCGCCUUCGCAACCAGCCCGGGUCACGGAUGGGUGGUCUCUGCCUGCUGUACCACCAGAUGGUCCCGGAUCCGCCUGUCCCGAUUGCCCCUCCACCACCACACCACCGGCCACCAGAGGUCCACCUCGGUUUGGAGGGGGCAACCAAGCGACGAACACCUGCGGCCGCAUUACAGCAGGCAGCCACUUGCAAACUUCAGGAGCAACUGAAGGGGCGGCUGCAGGUGUUCACUGACGGAUCUGUCAUGCCAGACGGUACCGCGGCGGCUGCCUGCGCCAUCCCGUCCAGGGCCAGCAGCAGGCAAUGCAGACUACCCUUCCCGGCGAGCUCCACGGCGGCAGAACUGGCAGGCCUUCACCUGGCGGCGGACCUCCUGGCUGAGGACAUCCCUGCUGAACCGGUUGCGGUCCUCUGCGACAGCAGGGCGGCCCUGCAGAUCCUGGUCAACCGCCGUCGCGCCGGAAUGACAGCCAGCCUCCUGACUACCAAGUUCCGGGCUCUCACUGACGCUGGGUUGUCCGUCUCCUUCCACUGGCUGCCCUCUCACGUGGGCAUUGCUGGAAAUGAGGAGGCGGACACCCUGGCCAAGGCAGCACACCAGCCUGGCAUCCCCGUCUCUCAGGCUGUGGCGGCCAGGGACUUUUCGCAGGCUCGUCUCAAGAAGCUCCUCGUCACAGUCCACCCGGACACGAGGGUGGCCAACGGGCGAGGACCUAAGCUUCUUCCAGAGACGGGCCUCACCAGGAGGGAACGGGCUGCCCUGCUCCGACUGCGGACCGGCUGUAUCUGGACCGCAUCCCGCCGCUACGCCAAGGGUCGCUGCACCUCCCCGGCCUGCAACCGUUGCGGGGACCCUGAGACCCUCGAGCACCUGCUCUGUGCCUGCCCUGGUUUGGCACAGGAACGCUCGAGGGUCCCCACGGCCUACAGGAGACAGGGCCUACCUGCCUCCACACUGGAGCAUUUCCUCUACCCGUCUCGCCCUCAUCUGCCAGCGCUCCGGAGCCUGGCGGAGUUCCUGGAGGAGACGGGUAUAGCGGCCUACCGCUGA
This is a messenger RNA of Rhipicephalus sanguineus (brown dog tick), 2724 nucleotides long. RefSeq lists its product as uncharacterized. Bases 1 to 2724 code for a protein of 907 amino acids. NCBI's taxonomy places the organism in Eukaryota, Metazoa, Arthropoda, Arachnida, Ixodida, Ixodidae. The transcript has a single exon. The record is from RefSeq and is a predicted model, not a curated record. Gene Ontology annotation, molecular function: nucleic acid binding; RNA-DNA hybrid ribonuclease activity.